Molecule: messenger RNA, 2133 nt
Organism: Hordeum vulgare subsp. vulgare (domesticated barley)
Lineage: Eukaryota; Viridiplantae; Streptophyta; Magnoliopsida; Poales; Poaceae
Exons: 4
Coding region: 513-1928 (471 amino acids)
Molecular function (GO): protein binding
Source: RefSeq, a predicted model, not a curated record
GCAGAGCAGAGCAGAGGUGACAACGAGUGUCCAUCCCCACACAGAUUCUUGUCCAUCGGCGGCGGCGGCGGUGGCGGUGGCGGGGCACUAGCGAGGCGUGCGCAUCGGAGACCGCGUUGCCGGCCAGGCUGGGGCCGGUGGUAAGAUGCACGGGCGCCUGUGUUGCUCCACUCCAUCUCCAUUGAAGCUCUUUCAGUCAGGUUAAUGUGGAUGUUGAGAGCAGAUUGUGGAUGCUAUGCAGCUAAACAGAGCCAUGAAGGAGGCAUCACUGGAUUAUGAUUGCGUACAGAGAAAGUUGUGCUCCUAGAGAACUAUCUUCAGCAAAGCUAGCCAACAAGGGAUCCAGAAUCUCCAUCGCUCAGUUGACUCGAGUCUCAAGCAAUGGGCAGUGAAUUGCUGGAUUCUGGCCGGAUGCAAAGAACGUGGUGCUCCUAAAGAACUACUAUCUUCAGCAAAGCUAGCCAACCAGGGAUCUAGAAUCUCCAUCACUCCAGCACCUCGAGUCUCAAGCAAUGGGCAGUGAACUGCUCGCAGCAACGGUUGCACCACCGGCAGAGCCUCCGUUGAUCCCGUCCACGACCACUACCACCACUACCACCGACAACGGGACCACCACCACAACCAUCACAACAAUCACCACCACCACCACAUCCUCCGCUGCCGCCGCCGAUGGCACCACUACCACUACCAUCACAACCACUACCACCACAACAACAACAACCACCACAACCACCUCCAACGCCACAACCAUAUCAUCCCUCUGUGAUGACGACCUUCGCGAGAUCUUCAUCCGCCUCCCGAACCUACCGGCUCUCAUACGUGCCGCGUUCACCUGUCGCUCCUGGCUCGGAGCCAUCCGCUCCUCUUCAUCCUUCCGCCGCCGGUUCCGCGCUCUCCACCCGGCGCCCCUCAUUGGGCUCUUUCUCAAAAUUGACGAUGCUACCACCCCCUCCUUCGUCCCUCUGUUCCGGUCAGAUCCUGACAUCACCGCUGCCCUCCGCUGCGGGGACUUCUUCCUCACUUCCCUUCCAUUCAAGGCCGACACAUUCUCCGGUUGGAGUAUCACCGACUGCUGCGAUGGAUACAUCCUCCUAUGGGACAUGCUUGAAAAGCCAUCCAUCGCUGCAGUGAACCCCAUGACCUGGGCCGUGGACAUCAUCCCGGUGCCCGACAAUGUCAGGGCUGGGAGACGCCGCAAGUUCUCCUUCCUUGGUUUCCAUCUGCUUUGUUCUGAUGAGAACCCCUGGUCGUUCCGUGUGGUCUGCGUCUGCUCGGAUCAGCGAAAGAUGAUCCGUGUCGCCAUCUUCUCGUCGGAGACGUGGGAUUGGGUCGUCCACCCAUGGGUGCACGUCGGUGGUGACCACAGCCUAAAGUUCAGUGCUGGAAUGCUGGUGGAUGGUUCCAUUUACUGGCCUUACCAUGGCGAAGGACGAAUGGUAAGGAUCAACACUGCGACCAUGGUUAUCACCACUGUGAAUCUACCAUCACAGGUGAGGGUGGAGGGGUUCAAUUUCAUGGUUGGGGAAACUAAGGAUGGCCAACUAUGCAUCGUCUAUGAAUCUGAUUUCUUCCUUCAUGUUUGGAUCCGUGGCGUGGACGGUGAUGGAACUGCGAUUUGGUUGCUGCAAUAUGUAAUCUUUUUGAGAGAAGAAAUUGAUCGGAUCACUCAAGGGUUCGCUUUGGAGUUGCAGGGCGACCUCAAAGUUAUGCAAGUUAGGUAUGGUUACGUGUACAUGUCCACGACAUGCACGACCCCAGCCGGCACGCUCCACUGCUGGUUCUUCUCCCUUUCAUUGGCGACCUUGGAGCUUGAGUUACUGGUGGAGGGGAAAUUUGAUGGCUGUGCCCAUCUGUAUAAUAUGGCCUGGCCUCCUUCUUUGGUUGGUGAUGACAGGAGCACAGGGCAUGAAGUUGAAGCUUCUCACUGAAGCCUGCAGUUGUUUGUCGUACAAGGAAAUUGAAUGGAAAUUUGUGGGUACGAGCUAACAGUUAUUAGUUACUGUUUUGUUGAUGCAAAAUAUUAUCUAGAGACCAUGUAUCUUAAGUAAUUGUUAUCGCCAUAGAAACCUUUAGAUUCUUUGCAAAUAUUGGUACGUUUCUGGAGCUAAUGGAUGUUAUGGACGAUUGGGUUUU